AUGCGCUUCCGUGCUGCUCCUGACAAAAUAUAUUUAAAUUUGCUUAACGUCUUUCUUUCAGACCAUCAGCCACAUUCUCCUACUUUUCCUAAUCUGAAAGCCUUCAUUUACGCCAUCCCUUUCAUUCUCGGUUCUCUUCUGGUCAUCGUUUCUCUCUACCUGAUCAAAAGCCAACGAAGACAGUUCCAGAAUGACGAUAAGAAGUCACGGCAUUCUACACACAAGUUUGCUGAGCCGUUUUAUGAGGAGAUCGCCAUUCAGGAGACUGGGCCUGGAGUCGGAGAGUCGCAAUCCAUUAGCUCAGCAGAUAAAUUAGAAUAUUAUGUGGACGGUGAUUUGCAUGGCUACCAAAUUGAAAACAUGGAAGAGACAUUCUCUGUUGAAUCAAGUAGCAAACGGAACCGCCCGUCUUCCAAAGACCUAUUGGUGAAGUUCUUCUUCAUCUAUGUGCAAGAAAGUGAAAUGAAGAUUCUGUGGAUACUCGUAUUAAUCCUGCACAUUCCAAGGUAUUUCGGAGAAGUCAGAGUUGUGGGCCCGGGCUCACCUUGCGCAGGAAAUCUACAAAUUAAAUAUGGAAGUCAGUGGUUGCCCGUCUGUAGCAGUCAAUGGAAAGCAGCCGAUGGAGAAAUGCACUGUCGACAGACUGGAUGUUGGUCUUACGACACUUUAGCAAUCAGACCUAUUACAUCCGAAGACAGAGCUGCCCUGCUGAGUAAGCUUCAGUGCAAUGGGACAGAGACAUCAUUGUCGGAGUGUUCGUUCACUGUUUUGAAACAGGAGGACUGCCAAUCUGGAGCGAUCGGAUUCAUCGUUUGUAAAGUUGAGCAACACUUAAUGCUGUCAGGUGGAGGCAGCCCUUGUGCAGGGCGAGUGGAGGCAAGCAGCAGGUUACCUUCUUUCGUGAUCCUCUGUGGUCGUAAUUGGGGUAUGAAUGAAGCCCAGACUGUGUGCAAUUUCGCCGGCUGUGGUGACGCCGUAUCUGCAUCAAGGAAUUCACAAUUUGGACAUGGACAAUGGCCCGUUUUGCAAGCAGAACUUCAUUGUAAUGGUACAGAGGGCGACCCAUGGAGGUGUGAGAGGAGAAUCUUAGCUCACAGUAACUGCUCUAAGGAAAGCGAAACAGCCGGCGUUAUUUGUUCGGGACAUAGAAAGCCCAGACUGAUUGAUGGAUACGACGAAUGCUCUGGAAGAUUGGAGAUACAGCAUGGAGAGACGUGGGGCACCGUGUGCGAUUCGAAUUGGGAUUUACAGGACGCAGGCGUGGUGUGUAGAUCAUUGAAAUGUGGGGAAGUGAUAUCAGUAUUAGGAGGGGCAUACUUUGGAGAGGGCAGUGGUCCCAUGUGGCAGGAUUCCUAUGAAUGCCAAGGCAAUGAGACCAUUAUCUGGGAUUGCGCAACCACACCAAGAAAUGGACACAACUGUUCGGGUGGAAGUGCUGUGAGCGUCAUUUGUUCAGGACAAAAGGGACUGCGGUUAACUGGCGGCAGGGACAAUUGUUCGGGGAGAGUGGAAGUAUUACGCGGCGAAACAUGGGGAACGGUCUGCGAUGUUUUCUGGGAUUUAAAGGAUGCCUCUGUCGUCUGCAAUCAUCUCCAUUGUGGACCAGUUUUAUCAGCGAAAGCGGGAGCAUUCUUUGGUGAGGGAAAUGGCUCGAUUUGGAAGGACGUCACUGAAUGUCGCGGUAAUGAAAUGCGUUUGAAUGACUGUCGCAUUUCAUCAUGGGGAGACCAACCCUGUACACACCAAAAUGACGCCGGCGUUAUCUGUUCCGCGGAUCACUGGCAUUUGCGGCUGGCUGCUGGAGAGGGCCGAUGCGAUGGCCGAGUGGAGGUUUAUCACAGCGGUGUCUGGGGCAAAGUGACUGACGAUUUGUGGGAUUUCAAAGACGCAGAUGUGGUAUGCAGGCAGCUGAAGUGCGGCUCCGCAGUAAAUGUUUACAACCACCGGAAGUAUGGAAUUGGGAAAGGACCUGUGAUAAUGAGCAACGUCAAUUGUACUGGAAGUGAAUCCUACCUCUGGAACUGCACUUACACACAAGCGGAGCAUUUACUUCUCAGUGGUGAUGUUGGUGUCUUUUGUUCUGAUAAUGUUCCCGUAAGGCUGGUGAAUAGUGCAAGCCGUUGUGCCGGAAGGGUAGAAGUUUAUUAUGACGGAAUCUGGGGCACCGUGUGCGAUGAUGCUUGGGAUUUAAUAGAUGCACAUGUUGUCUGCAACGAACUGAAUUGUGGACAUGCUGUUAAUAUCACGAAUUCCAGUUGGUUUGACCAAGGCUCAGGUCCAAUCUGGUUGGACAACCUCAAGUGUUCAGCGAAUAAUUCGGCCUUGUGGCAAUGUCCGGCGAGACCUUGGGGCGAGAACGAUUGUGUUCACAAAGAAGAUGCUGGAGUUAUCUGUUCAGAUCACAGGGAAAUAAGGUUGUCCAAUGGGGAGAAUCCCUGCCAGGGCAGACUUGAGGUUUUAUUUAACGGAACAUGGGGAACAGUUUGCUCUGAUUCUUUUGGCAUGGAGAAUGCACAAGUUGUUUGCUCCCAGCUCAACUGCGGCUCGGCAAAAUUAAUAGAAGACAGCGCAGCAUUUGGAGAAGGUACUGGACCGAUCUGGCUGGAUGACGUGAGCUGUCGGUUGGGCGACUCACUUUUAUGGCAAUGCCCAUCUUCAUCAUGGGGCCAGCAUAACUGCAAACAUGAGGAGGAUGUUGGGAUCAUUUGUUCAGAAAUCUGGCCAUCGAAACCGCUAAUUAAGAAGGUCAAGAAGGAGAAGAAUAUCAAUCCAUUUCCAAAAGCCGCCGACCUGCGGCUCGUGGCGGGGUUCGAUAAUUGCUCUGGAAGAAUUGAAGUUUUCUUCAGUGGGACGUGGGGAACGGUCUGUGACGAUUCAUGGGACAGACACGAUGCUGCAGUCGUCUGUCGCCAAUUAAACUGUGGGGAUCCAGUCCUGGCUUCCGGGGGGAUGCUAUUCCCCCUUGGAAACGGCACUAUUUGGAUGGACGAGGUCAAAUGCAAAGGGAGUGAGAAUUUUCUGUCGGAUUGCCAAUUUUCUACAUUGCAUCGUCAUGAUUGUGGGCACAAAGAAACCGUCGGUGUGAUAUGUUCUGAUCACGAACCACAUACUCCUAAUUAUAGGAAACUGAGAUCUUUCAUUUACGCCAUCCCUUUCCUUCUUGGUUCUCUUCUGGUCAUCGUUUCUCUCUACCUGAUCAAAAGCAAACGAAGACAGUUCCAGAAUGGCGAAAAGAAGUCACGGCCUUCUACACACAAGUUUGUUGAGCCGUUUUAUGAAGAGAUCGCCAUUCAAGAGACUGGGCCUGGAGUCGGAGAUUCGCAAUCCAUCAUCUCAGCAGAUAAAUUAGAAUAUUUCCUGGACGGUGAUUUGCAUGGCUACCAAAAUGAAGAUAUGGAAGAAUCCCCUUUGCCGCUUGACGAAAAUUUCUGAGAAGAACAUGACGAUGUUGAAUAAUGCGCUUGAAGAAAUGCGAAUUAUAAUCAUUCAGAUGAAACAUUUUAUGGUGAUUUGCAACCACCGUGCAAUUUCCCUGUAUGUUUUGUAAUUCAUUUAAUGUAAAAUUGUACAUUGGAAUUCAACCCCCUCUGUGAUUUGAAGUGAGAUCCUUCCGGAAGUGGAAAACAAAGCAAAACUUCUGAACAGUUUGGGAGAUACCAAUGACGCAAAAUGUAAAACGGCUUCAAAUUGAAUUUAGCGCUUACGUUAUUUGAUGUGUUAUAUGUGCUUUGAGCUGGAUGUAACUAUUGGCGCUGUGUUUUGUAGCCUGGCUCCGGCUGAAUGCUGUUUCACUUGGCCGUAUUCGAGUGUAUGGCUGAAUGACAGG
Molecule: messenger RNA, 3826 nt
Organism: Mobula hypostoma (lesser devil ray)
Lineage: Eukaryota; Metazoa; Chordata; Chondrichthyes; Myliobatiformes; Myliobatidae
Product: deleted in malignant brain tumors 1 protein-like
Exons: 17
Coding region: 1-3432 (1143 amino acids)
Biological process (GO): zymogen activation
Cellular component (GO): plasma membrane
Molecular function (GO): serine-type endopeptidase activity
Source: RefSeq, a predicted model, not a curated record